This is a messenger RNA of Elaeis guineensis (African oil palm), 1110 nucleotides long. Its product is annotated as NDR1/HIN1-like protein 13. Gene Ontology annotation, biological process: defense response to other organism. Gene Ontology annotation, cellular component: plasma membrane. The record is from RefSeq and is a predicted model, not a curated record. NCBI's taxonomy places the organism in Eukaryota, Viridiplantae, Streptophyta, Magnoliopsida, Arecales, Arecaceae.
CCUUCUCUCGCUCCCCCUCGCCAUUACCCCUCUUGCCAUCCCCUUACCCCCCCGUCCCGCCAUGGCGGAGCGGGUCGCCCCCACGCCACCUCGACCACCUCCACCUGGGCCCCGGCCGACCACCACAACCCCCCCAAUCGACCCCACAGACGGCAGACCCUCCCUCCCACCCCCUGCCCCCAUCAAACCCAAUCCCCUCCCCCGCCGCCCCACGGAGACCUACGUCGUCCAAUUCCCCAAGGAGCAAAUCUACCGCGUGCCGCCGCCGGAGAAUGCCAAGCUCGUCGAGCAGUAUCGCAACAACCACAACAACCGCCACCAGCGGCGGCCCAUCGUCCCGUGCCUCAAGUGGACCAUCGGCAUCGCCCUCGUCCUUUCCAUCCUCGCCGCCAUCGUCGCCAUCAUCUACCUCUUGGUCGUGGGACCUGCGGACCCCUCCUUCUCUGUCUCCCGCCUCGUGCUGAGGAAUCCAAAUCCUCGAGCCGGCUCCCCCUGGAAGCCCGAGUACCAUUUCACCAUGAGGGUCGAGAACCCGAGCUUGCGCAUGGGGUACUCCUACGGCGCCGGCGGGAAGGCCGUACUCGCCCACGACGGUGCAGACAUUGCAGUGGGAAAGACGAAGGCGUUCGAUCAGGGGUACCAGAACACAACCACCUUCCAACUUGUCCUCCGGAGAUCGCGCAUGGUGCUACCAAAACAGAUCCAACGUAGUCUAAAAGGGUCGAAGGACGUCAUCCCCAUGUCCUUGGUGAUCGAAUUCUCGGUGGGGAAGACCAUUGGUGGGAUGGUGAUGGGAAGCAAGAACAUGGAUGUAACGUGUGACAUUAAGGCCAGUGGAUUGGCGAAGGAGGCCCGUGUCGUGUCGCAGGAGUGCCAGACCAAGUUCACGUGAGGAGGGUGGUGGUGGAAAGCUCGAACAACGGAAGAAGAUCUCAUCUUCUUAUGUCUUUUCUUUCUGUUCUUUUGAUUGCUGCUGCUUCUUCAUCCUCUUGAUUCUUUUAAUUAGGAUUGUACCGAAAAGAAUUAUGAGUUUGAUAAAAAUGUACAUGGGAUAGAAAUAAAUGAUUAAGUGGGUUACGUACUCUCCGUCAAUGAUAUCUACUACUGAAA